Molecule: messenger RNA, 558 nt
Organism: Rotaria sp. Silwood2
Lineage: Eukaryota; Metazoa; Rotifera; Eurotatoria; Philodinida; Philodinidae
Source: the annotation of a GenBank genome assembly
AUGUCAAAUUUAGAAGAACUUUGUUUGUAUUUUAAAUGUUCUUGUAAAAAAUUAUUUGUUGAUGGAAAUGAUUUGAAAGCUAAUAUUAUCAAUCAUUUACCACGAUUAAAGACAUUCAAAUUUAAUAUUUGCUCACUUAUUGAUCAUUAUAAUCCAAUUGAUUUAUUAACAAAUGAAGAUAUUCAAAAUAUAUUUAAUCGAUUUUCAAAUAAUCAAAUUAUUUCUUUUGUUGAUUAUUUUCCAGAUAAAAAUGAAGGUCAAUAUCAUAUUUAUUCAUAUUCAUUUACAUUGACAAGUUAUGAAUGUAUUACAAAUAAUUUUCCAGGUAGAUUAUAUACAUAUGUUCGUAAAGUAUUAUUAUUUGAUGAACAUCCUUUUGAACAUAAAUGUUUUCUUCGAAUUCAAAAAUCAUUUCUAUCCAUAGAAGAUCUAACUGUAACUAAUCAAAAACCACAAUAUGAAAAAUUAAACAAUGGCAAUCGAGAUUUAUCACUAAUUCAUUAUCAUCAUCUUACUUGUCUUGAUCCUAUUGAAGUUCAUGAUGAUUGUAUUGAAUAA